Eucalyptus grandis is the source of this 4622-nucleotide messenger RNA. RefSeq lists its product as hypothetical. The transcript is spliced from 13 exons. Bases 157 to 2703 code for a protein of 848 amino acids. Gene Ontology annotation, biological process: tRNA 5'-leader removal. The record is from RefSeq and is a predicted model, not a curated record. Gene Ontology annotation, cellular component: nucleolar ribonuclease P complex; ribonuclease MRP complex. Lineage: Eukaryota; Viridiplantae; Streptophyta; Magnoliopsida; Myrtales; Myrtaceae.
CGUAAUCUCCCUUACAAAGGAAAAACCCCCCUUCCCUUCUCUCACUCCCUAGCCCGCCACGCCUCCACCGCGGCGACCACGCCGCGCCGACUCGCCACCGCGCCUUCUUGAGCUCAAGGAACCGAGUAACAGUUCCUGGUUGUUCUGUGGGCAGUGAUGGGCUCUGAUGGAAGUAAAAGAUCAGAGGCUCCUCGAACUGUCAGUGUCAGAAAGUUUGCAGAAUCUAGAGCCGCUGAAGUUGAGAAUCUACACUCCAUUGUAGCCAACAGAUUGAGCAAUAAUUUUCGCUCCCAAAGGAAUAAGAGGAGGAGAACCACUGCCCAUGACAACCAACUGGCCAACAGAAGGCAUAGGAAGAAGCAAAAGAAUUCACAGGUGGCUGGUGCUGAUCACAACUCUACAGCUCCAGGCAAAGUUCUGCGAUGCGUACGACGCAGAAAUGAGCUGAAACAAAAUCCCGAGAGUGGUUUCUGUACAUCUGGGGAUGGAACUAGGAGAUUUAGAACUCAUGUUUGGCAUGCGAAGCGGUUUACUAUGACCAAGUUGUGGGGCUUUUACCUUCCUCUCGGUUUGCAGGGCAGAGGGAGAGGUUCAAGAGCUCUCUUGAAGUGGUAUAAGCAAGGAGUAGUCAUCCAUGAUGCCAGUUACCAUUUUGCUGUCCAGUUGGAGGGUCCAGAGGAUUCUUUAGUUUCGGUGUUAGAUAGAGUACUAGUUCCAUCUCCAUCUGCUCAUCCAAUGGACAUGGCUCAGUCAAUUCUUUCUGGCGUUACAUAUGGAAGGGCUAUGCUUCAUCACGUUGGAACACCUGUUUCCAAGCCAAUUGCUCCAGUUGUGUAUAUGUGGAGACAUUUGGACCAGCAUAAUACUGGUAAAGUUCUGCAGAAUUGCGCUUUAAAUGAGGAAGGUGUACCCAAGAAUAUCGAUGGCUCUAUUCCAUUUCGUCAGCUAUGGGUCUGGGUUCAUGUAUCAGCCUUUACUGAAGGAUAUGAUGCUCUAAAGUGUGCAUGUCAAAAGGAGAUGGAUGGAUUGGGUAGUUUGAUCCAGUGCUCUUCGCUUGAGGGUCACCUUACAAAGUUGGAAGUUAUGGGAUCAGGUGCUUUUAAGCUUCUUCAGAAGAUUUUACAUCCAAUAAAAAACAUUUUAGAAAGACCUUUUCAGUUGAAGAAGCAUUCUUCUGUCGAGGAUAGUAAGGACGAAAAGCAGACAGAAUGUGAUUUGCUUCACAAUGAGGAUGAUUUUCCUUCUCGUGCAAUUCUAUCUCUUAUGGUCGAGGACCCUCGGGAAUACAAUGAUGAAGAAGCUGUUGAUGAUUCAAAAAUGAUAGCUGUUAGCACAGUUGAUGAGGUUUUAUCACAUGUAACUGAAAAGCAGCCAUCUAUGACAGAACCUUUGGACAAAGGAGCAGGUUUACUCCUAAGGUCACAGGCACAUCAUGGUUUGUGGGAUGCUGCUUCAGGAAUAGGAACCCCAAUUGAGGAGAAUGUUCUUCACAUGGAGAGGCAGAGGAAGCGUAUGGAUUUCUUGUGCUUGGAUAAUUUUAAUUCCGGGAUGUCCAAUUCUUUACGUAGGUCGCAGUCUUCAAGAUCUUGCCCUAUAAUGCUUCUAAGAAAUGGGAGCACAGAUGACCGUCUUAAAGGAUGGUCAAUCAUACUCCCCUUGAGUUGGGUCAAGGCCUUCUGGAUUCCUUUUAUUUCCAAGGGGGCUCAUGCCAUAGGUUUGAGGGAGAAGCGCUGGAUUGCAAACAAUGCUUACCUGCCCUACUUUCCAUGGGAUUAUCCUGAUUGCAAUGCGUAUACCUCCCUUAUGGCAAUCGAAGCCGCUGCUUCUCAUUCAAAAGCAGAUCGCCGUCCUCCUGCAGUCAGAGCUCUAAAAGUUCCCAUUCCACCACCAUGGAGUACUAUUUGCCCUUUUGACAAGGCAUAUACUGCUGGGGUAGAUACUAUGAUCUCCAGUGAAAGAGGCACAAGCAACGGCAGUUCAUCAAGCUUGACAAAUAGUACCUCAGGCGUGACACCAUCCAGACCUUUAGAUUAUAUGUGUGGUUUUAGGGGUUCUGUAGUCAGGACAAACAAGGAGCUGACCUGCUUCCUUCAAGAUAACUACGGCGGUCAUUCAUUUUUAUUUCCUUACAAAAUGGUGAAUGAUAGGAGUUUCUUGAAGGCUUUGAAGGACAAGAGUAAUUUUAGCGGAUUGGCAAAUGGGAUCGCUCGAAUCAUGCCUCGUCAUGACUUAUGUUUCCUAAGGGUGAUUCUGCACGCUUCAAAGGAAGGUUUCUUUGAAGAAGGAGCGAUUGUAUGUGCACCUCGUUUCACCGAUAUAUCAUCAAGGGCUUCGAGGCUAGAAAACAAUGAAAUCGGUCUACAAAUGCCACAAUCGGCUGCAACAUCGUACUUCAAAGAGGUUUGUCCUGGCGAAUGGGAAAUCCUAGUGCCAGAGGACCCAAUUGCUAGGGAGAGUCACCGUUGGCCUAUUGGAUUUGUCACAACAGGAUUCAUUCAGGGCAGCAAGAAGCUGACAGCAGAAGCUUUUUGUGAGGUAAACUAUCUAGCUCAUCUCAGAGAGGAGCAAUGGACUGAGAUGUCCAUGGAACGGAGGAAAAAGGAGAUAUAUGUUCUAGUAAGGAACAUGAGGUCUUCAGCAUAUAGACUUGCUCUAGCCACUAUUGUUCUGGAACAACAGGAAGACGAUUUGGAAUUCAUGUAAGAUGGCGGUCUCCUGUUUAUACCUGAUGGCAUUGGACGAGCUUGUAAGUGUAGGACAAUUUUGAGUUUGCAUUCAGUAUAUUAUGCAGCAUUGGUCUAUGAGAUUUUGGAGUCUUUUUUUUCUGAGGACAAGGAGCUAGUGAUAGAUAUGCAAGCCUGGUUCUUUUAAGUUUCUCAAAUACCUGCUUCUCCUGAGGUUGUGACAAAAUUUAAAAGAGGUGAUAAGCCAAGGAUAAUUUUCAAAGUGAGGAGAAAUUGGCGACAUUUUUGUUAGAUAGUCUCUUUCUCUUUUGCCAAUUUUUUCUGGUGCUAACUCUUUUUUGUUAAAUCAAAUGACUUAUGACUGGAGUCAUGGAAGAGGCAAAGCAAUUGUAAAUAAUUUUAGGUUUUAGUGAAGAGUGCCAAGAGAGCAUCAUCAGUACAGCUCCAGCAUCCACAGGAUUGUAAAACCCCAGUUUAAGCUCUCAAAUAUGACCUCAGUGAUUAGUUGAUUAGGUUGUACUCUUUAGAUCACUAAUCUGGACACCACCAUAACAUGCUUUGCUAUGUCUAGUGUGACUAGCCAAGCCUUAUGGUUGCCAUUCAUAGAUUGAAGACAAGUUUAAUUGGAGUCCACUGCCGACUACAUUUAGCAGACAAUGUGGUUGACACUGAGCCUAAUGGUCUGGUUGAGUGAGAGACGUGGAUGUGGUAUCACUUUUUUAGUCAAAACUAACAAGUUGGCAGAUAAAAUUUGAAUGAAAAAGAAAAGAUGCGCCACUUGUUAUUACCAUGGUAAGUAUUCUGAAUUUUGUUGAAUCAAACAUUUCUUGGAUAAACAAAUCACAGGACAAUCGAUUGAUUUCCAAUGGUUGCUGCUGUAACUGUUUCUCAUUUCAUGUUGUGCUAUUUCGAGCUAUCUGCCGAUUCAAACUACGACCCUUUACAAGCACCACCAAUAUCUCCUAGUGCCAUGUUAAGCACAUCUUUCCAUGGGAUGCACUAGUGUUGUUGUCACCAGAUCAUCCAACCCGCCUUGCUAUGACCACUAUAUAACUUCUCAUCAUCCCCCUACAAGUUGAUGCUUGUCUGAGCCAUCAAUGAAGCGGAGCAGGUUGUACUUCUAUGUGCCAGCAUGGCAGAUGUUGCCCCAAAUCAGCCCAGUCCAGUACAGUUCCAGCAACAUCAGCCAAGCCACCGCUUUCACGUAAUGUCUCUCAGAUUGUUGCUAGCCUGACAUGGUGUUGAAAUGAGGCAGCGAAAGUUGCCAUUUGUGAUCCGCUGCUACUCAAUGUCUCUCAAAAUUCCAAUUGGAAUGUUUUUUCUCCAAGAACGUGAUUCUCAGCUGGGUUUGCGAGUUUCUGAAGUCAAGUCGAUAAAUUUCUAUAUGCUCAGCUGAGCGAGAUUAAUUAUCUCAAUGGAUGUUAUGCUGCAAACAGGACUCAGUUUCACAGCUAGUGUGCAUAUGCCACCAAUUUUCCCCUCUCUUCACAUAGGGUCCAUUAGAGGCCCUUGCUUGUUGGCAAGUACAAACAUCUCAACAUCGCUUGUGUUGAGGCACCUCCACUUUCUAAAGGGGCUGAGAGGAGACCUAUGGUAUUUCACGUGCAGAUGCCUACCCACAGAAAGCUUAUUGAAUGGCAACUGCAGAUGGACAGGGCCUAUCCAAGAGCAAAACAGAUUAUCACCGCCCACGUUGACAUCCUCCACAAGCUUGCUGAAAUCCUUAUAGAGGAAUAAACUGCUGACAGAAAACAGUUCAUGAGCUUCUUUAUUUAUGGAAAAGCCAAAGCUGUGUUGCGUAAUUUUGUUUAUAUGGUUUGGAGGAAAAGAACAAUUAGAAUUUAGAGUGAGUCCCUUAUACCUGGUACACAUUGGUGACCACUAAGGCUGCGCAUGACAACGCUUCUUGGCUGGGGAAGAGUUUUUUUUUUCUAGAAA